This is a messenger RNA of Labrus bergylta (ballan wrasse), 1926 nucleotides long. It is a transcript of the gene lrit3a, whose product is annotated as info leucine-rich repeat, immunoglobulin-like and transmembrane domains 3a. The record is from RefSeq and is a predicted model, not a curated record. Lineage: Eukaryota; Metazoa; Chordata; Actinopteri; Labriformes; Labridae. Gene Ontology annotation, molecular function: protein binding.
AUGCGUCGACUUCUCUGUGUGCAUGUAUUCCUAUGCUGCCUCAGUAUGGCUCAUCCCUUCUGUCCAUCCCAGUGCACCUGUGUCUUCCAUGGACGUACCGAUGGAGCUGGAACCAGAUCUGUGCUCUGCAAUGAUCCAGACAUGUCUGAUAUUCCCGUUAACGUCCCUGUGGACACGGUCAAACUUCGCGUUGAGAAAACAGCAAUACGACGAAUCCCAACAGAAGCUUUUUACUACUUGGUGGACCUACGCUAUCUAUGGAUUACUUACAAUUCCAUAACCUCUGUGGAUACUGCAAGCUUCUACAACCUCAAAGUGCUCCACGAGUUGAGGCUAGAUGGGAAUAUGAUUUCUAUGUUCCCUUGGGAGUCUCUGAAAGAGAUGCCCAGGCUGAGGACCCUCGAUCUACACAACAACAGAAUCUCUAGUGUCCCCAUGGAGGCAAUCCCAUUCCUACUCAAUAUUACCUACUUGGACCUUUCCAGCAAUAAAUUAGCCACCUUGCCCUCUGAGCUCAUGGAUAUCUGGCCCCCAUUCAAUGGAGCUGCCGUCUCUACUAAUGCCUCUCAGAAAGUUGUGUUAGGCCUCCAAGAUAAUCCCUGGUUCUGUGACUGUAAAAUCUCCAAGAUGAUUGAGAUUUCCAAAAUGACUGUCACCCCUGUGGUUUUGAUGGACCAAUUCCUGACCUGUAGUGGACCAGAGAACCUGGCAGGAGUCCUUUUCCAGCGCGCUGAAAUAGACAAUUGUGUAAAACCAACAGUCAUGACUUCGGCAACCAAGAUCACAUCUCCUUUGGGCAGUAAUGUUCUCCUGCGAUGCGACACCACAGGGUUUCCAACACCAUCUCUUCACUGGUCUAAAUCAGACGGUUCCACAGUCGACAACACAGUCCAGGAAUCACCUGGGGAUGGCAUCAGAUGGUCCAUCAUGAGCUUGACUGGAAUAUUGUCCAAAGACGCGGGGAACUACAGCUGCAAAGCUAAGAAUGUUGCUGGAAGUGCAGUAGCCACCAUUUCUCUCUCCGUUGCUGGGUCCAUCAGUACCACCAUUCCUCCAGUGAGCACUAGCAAUAGUACUGCACCAACUAGCCAAGCCACAACAUUAGUUCCCCCAACAGACAAUCCUAACUUGUCGACCGUCACACUCACAGUUCCCCCAAGAACAUCAACCACAAUAGCUGCAGUAGUCCCCAAGAGGGAGAAAACUACUCCCAGCAACAUUAUACAGAAGGGCUCGCUUAAACAAGGAAAAAUCCAGCAAGGCAGUAAUGGGAGGAAGCUUGCAGCAGAUGAAAAGAGCAAGAAAAGUGAUUCAACAAAGUCAGUGAAAGACUUCAAGAUUGUAGAGGAAACGUCAGAUAGUGCAGUGUUGCUUUGGACAGCAGAUGGAAUACCAAAUGAUGCCCCUCUCACGGUUGUGUAUUCACCUUACGGAGAGGAUGAAAUCAAAAGAACAGUGGAGACCAAUGCUGGAAGCGGAAAAUUGCUCCUAGAGGGAUUGUCAUCUGGGAUGCAGUACUCUGUUUGUCUCAUUGCUAAAGGAAGUGCUGCUGGAAAAGAUCCUUGUGUUGACUUCUACACAUUGGAUAAUGUAGAGGAUGGAGGGCAGAACCAGCUUUUUAUCAUCAUAAGUGGCAUUGCCUGUGCUUUGGUUUUGCCUCUGAUCGCAUUGUUGCUCUACAAGAUUCUUGCUCUCUAUUGCAAGGUUAACAACCCAGGAUCGGACGAAGAGGAGCUUGAAAAAGAGAGCUAUGUCAAGUUUGAGACAAUUUCAAUGAAACAAAGGACCAUGAACCCUCAUCCGACUGAACUUUGGGCAAGGAGACAGACUAACGAAUCAGAGCGAAUGCUUCUAUGCUCCAGGUCGAGCAUCGACUCCCAGAUGACAUAUAAAAGUGACAGUUCCCGAUCAGAGUAUCUCUGUUGA